AUGACGCUAAGGGCAAAGAUCGCUCGCGUACAACAGAUCUGCACAAGCUAUCGUCGGAGGGUGAUACAAUCCUGCGAUGAUGGAAAUCCUCAAGGAAGUGAGGAAGAGAAGACCUGCAAGGUUGGCGAGGAGUCAACGCAAGCAAGUAAAAAGCCACAAGAUGUGGUCACCUAUGUAUACGACAGUGAGUUGGGACAACAGGUGCAAGGUUGGGCUUGUGAAUACAACAUGUGUCCGGGCCCAUUGGGACCCUCUGUGACACCCCAAGGAGAUGGGGUUAAGGCUGAUCACCUCAUUCGGUGUGUAUUGACUCAGAAGGUCACACGCCAAAGGGCUCAGCAGGCGGUCCUGAACGAAGCACCACGGCAGGAACCCUCAGAGGGCCUGCGGCAGUUGGUAGCAGCUGCCCAGAUAGAAGAUGCCUUCUGUAUGCGGGUAGACAAGGACCUCAGCGAAGGAGACUCUACAAGACUGCACUAUGGCCGUACAAGUGAUGGAGUGUUACUGUACAAGGGCCGGAUACUGGUCCCUAACUAA
Talaromyces stipitatus ATCC 10500 is the source of this 537-nucleotide messenger RNA. RefSeq lists its product as uncharacterized. The transcript has 2 exons. Bases 1 to 537 code for a protein of 178 amino acids. Lineage: Eukaryota; Fungi; Ascomycota; Eurotiomycetes; Eurotiales; Trichocomaceae. The record is from RefSeq and is a predicted model, not a curated record.